AUGUCUGAAGAGAAAGAAGCUCAGAAGCAGCAGCAGAUGGGGUCUUUGGAGACUCAGUCACCGGGUCUCUUGAAUCCCGACGAGAAAUCAUCAACCAUGGCUCCAUCUCCGAUCAUAGGAACCUCUUCCAACAACAAUAAUGACCCUCUCAUUGCUGAUGGUCAGACCCAACAAGCCGUCGACGAAAGAGUUAAUGCUGAUGAAGGUGAUAAGGCGGCGGCGUCGAUGAGGACAGCAAACCGAGGAGGAAAGAAGAGGAUUACUGGUAAAACCACCGGAGGUGAAGGGAAAGAUGGGAACGGAGCUGCUGGUGGCCGUGAAGCCGCCGGUGGUCACGAUAUGCACAUAUGGACAGAGAGAGAGAGGAGGAAGAAGAUGAGAAACAUGUUCGCCACCCUUCAUUCGCUGCUUCCCCAGCUUCCUCCUAAGGCUGACAAAUCAACCAUUGUCGAUGAAGCGGUGAGGUGCAUUAAAAGCCUGGAGAUCACACUGGAGAAUCUGGAAAAGAUAAAACAGGAAAGGCUGAGACAAGCCCAGCUGCAGUCUGCUUCAACCACCACCAUUGCGGAUGGCGGCCAUUUUUUGAGUUUCAACUCUCAGCCGCAUCCCACUGUGUCAAGGGAGGCAUUCAUGGCUGAUCAUGGAUCUUCCAUUAUCCAUAAUUCAAGCAAUAAUAACCCCACAAACGCUAUUACUAUUGGAAGUUCAAAUUCACUAUCACUUCCCGGAGUUGUGAAUAACCCAGUAGGGUUUCAGACUUGGUCCUCUUCAAAUGUUGUGAUCAACAUUUGUGGUGAUCAGGCUCAGUUCAAUGUGUGCUCCCUCAAGAAGCCAGGCCUCUUCACCAGCAUUUGUGCUGUGUUUGAGAAGUACAAGAUAGAAGUUUUGUCUGCUCAUGUUUCUUCUGAUGAUCGUCGAUGCUUUUACAUGAUUCAUGCACAGGCAAAUGGAGGUCCGAAUGAGUUUGAAGGGGCACUUUCAGCGGAGGAAACUUUCAGGCAAGCAGCUGGAGAAAUGACGCUUUGGCUAUCUUAA
This is a messenger RNA of Neltuma alba, 1035 nucleotides long. Its product is annotated as transcription factor bHLH95-like. Lineage: Eukaryota; Viridiplantae; Streptophyta; Magnoliopsida; Fabales; Fabaceae. Bases 1 to 1035 code for a protein of 344 amino acids. The transcript has 3 exons. Gene Ontology annotation, molecular function: protein dimerization activity; DNA-binding transcription factor activity. Gene Ontology annotation, biological process: regulation of DNA-templated transcription; endosperm development. The record is from RefSeq and is a predicted model, not a curated record.